AUGACGUGCUCGGGUGCCAAUGCUGUCGAUUAUUCUGCCGGAAAUGGCACUGGGAUUGUUGCUAAAAGCAUCACGGUCGAACAGACGAUCGUCAGCAAAGUCGUCGGCGGGGUUUUAGUGUCGAGUUCUGUCGCGAUGGGGUUGCUGUCAGUGGCACUGGCUUUGUUUGCUGGACUCGGAUCCUUCUCCAGACGCAGGAGAAGGUCUUUGGAGGAAGAAGAAGGAUUCUCCACAAUGGAAAACAUUUUGCACGUGGUCGAGUUGGCGAAGGAGAUGUACGACGGAUAUGACGUCAAGAGUGUCGACUGUCACAGACGACUGAUGUGUCAGUUGUCCAAGACUGAGGCCUAUCACCGAAUCGGGGCCGACAGGGCUUUCAGACUCGCUGACACGUUGGAAACUUGGUUGGAUCUGCCCCCGCCCAUAAAAAUCCUGGUGGACCAGUUGAAAUUUGCAGUUUCUUUUGGCAAUGGACACGAACCCGUCGGGGAUUUGAACCACGAGCCCUGCGAAGACGCCUUCCCGGAAUGCAGCUUCUCAUUUGAGAAUUUUGUCAAAACGAACCUUGUCAAGAAGUGACCUUCAUCCCCGACCCCUUUUUUUUUUUUGAGCAUCACCUCACGUCGUUUUCACGCAGUGAUAUAUUUAUUUGAAGGGUUUAUUUAUUGUAGUUGGCGGUUGCGAUCAAAAAGAGAAAGAGAGAAAGAAAACACUGCUCGAUUUGAAAAA
This is a messenger RNA of Notodromas monacha, 729 nucleotides long. The record is from the annotation of a GenBank genome assembly. Lineage: Eukaryota; Metazoa; Arthropoda; Ostracoda; Podocopida; Cyprididae.